This is a messenger RNA of Thelazia callipaeda (thelaziosis nematode), 570 nucleotides long. NCBI's taxonomy places the organism in Eukaryota, Metazoa, Nematoda, Chromadorea, Rhabditida, Thelaziidae. The record is from the annotation of a GenBank genome assembly.
AACUUACCAUUGAAGCGUAAAAGAAAUAAUGAAAAUAAAGCAAGCAACUCGGAAGUUCACUGCGAUCUUGCGGCUACAAUGUUCUCGAAGCCAGAAACAUUAGGUGUUGCCUGCAGUCUUGCAUCCAGAAUCGGAGAUGAUUUAUUGAUCAAUCCGGAAGGAAUAGUUGCUUCUUCUGGACAAGGACGUUCGUUAUUAGAAAAAGAUGGUAGAUGCCAAGUGAAUAAGGAAUCACCAGCAUCUUCGGUAAACUCAGUGACAGAAACUACUUUGACCAUGGUGAAAGUAGCCGAAUCGAUGGUUUGUGAUAAUUCAGAUGCGGGAAAGUGUAAGCUAGAUUCGGUGUCGGAUUCAUCAUCAGAUGUAAUCGCGCAGGCGUUGAUGCGUAGCGCUGAGGCUUUACAACGUCUUGCAGAACGAAAAUCAUUGUUUGAUCGCGCAACUAGUCUUCACGAUGCCGACGAAUGUUUUGCAGACUUUGUGUGUAGUUCACUAAAGUCAAUCGAUAAUAGUAGUCGAGUUCACGCACGCAUUGCAAUUCUUCAUGCUUUGGCCCAAUUUCAGAAGUAA